Molecule: messenger RNA, 291 nt
Organism: Caenorhabditis auriculariae
Lineage: Eukaryota; Metazoa; Nematoda; Chromadorea; Rhabditida; Rhabditidae
Source: the annotation of a GenBank genome assembly
AUGAAGGCAGUUCUUCCUUUGAGGAAACUCUUUGAUUCCUUUCCUGCCGCCUUGGAGUUUCCGGUGUGCUCAGGAGCCGAGACAAUGGCCUCAGGCCAACAAACGGAUGCGCGUGGACCGCCCAUCUCUCUUCGGGAGGCUUGCAACAAGGUGUUGACGCCGCGGAUCAGCUCCUUGUUCGUCAGCCUGAGAGACAUGCCCGUCGUCGUCCUCGGCCACCGGCCUUCCCAACUAGGCUUGACUCAUUCGAAAAGCCAUGGAGAAAAAAUUGAAGCUAUUCCCCAGAGAUAA